AUGGCAGCUAAUUUGCAUACUGAAGGCAGGGGACAGCUCUCAGAGGUGGAGGAGAGCCCACCCUUGGGGGCCCGGGAGGACGCCUGUCGGGAUUAUCAGUCAUCCCUCGAAGACCUGACCGUCAAUAGCAAACCGCACAUCAAUAUGCUGACCAUUCUAGCCCAGGAGAACCUGCACUUCGCCAAGGAUAUCGUCUCUCUCAUCGAGGCCCAAACCGCCAAGGCUCCUUCCUCAGAGAAGCUUCCCGUUAUGUACCUUAUGGAUUCUAUCGUGAAAAACGUUGGCCGAGAGUAUCUCACCGCCUUUACUACAAAUCUAGUUGCAACAUUUAUUCGUGUGUUUGAAAAGGUGGAUAAAAAUACCAGAAAAAGUCUAUUUAAAUUACGUUCCACAUGGAAUGAGAUAUUCCCAUUGAAGAUUCUUCAUGCCCUGGAUGUCAGAGUCAAUUCAUUAGAUCCUGCUUGGCCUGUUCAACCUCUACCCCCCAAUCAGAAUACAUCUAGCAUCCAUGUGACUUCUACAUUUCUAAAUAAAUCGCCUGAAGAGCCUUCAGCUGGAAAGAUGUGCCACUCUGGAUGUAAGCAGUCACAUAUGGAAGACUUUGUGCCACCUUCCAGGGAAGAAAGAAAUGCUAAGAGAAGUGCUGAACAAGAUGUUCGAGAUCCAAAGCGAAUAAAAAAGACUGAAGACGAACGACCACAAGAAAAUAAAAGCUUACAACAAGGUGAGGACCAUAGUAAAUCUCCUCAUCUAAGGCGGAGGGAAAGCUGGUCGAGCGCUAAAGGGGUUGUGUCACCUCGAGCCCCAAAGCAACAGCAUCGAUUAAGCGUAGAUGCCAAUCUUCAGGUUUUCACAGAGUUAACUCUCGCAAGCAAAAGAGAAUUACUUCAAAAGACGAGUGAACAUUUAGCAUCUGGUGAAAUUACACAGGAUGAGUACCUUGUUGUUGCGCCUCAAAUUCGACAGCUAUUUCAGUAUCAAGAAGGUGUACGAGAAGAGCAGAGGUCACCAUUCAAUGAUCAUUUUCCACUUAAGCGACCUAGAUGUGAAGAUGCAGGUGAACCAUUUGUAGAUACCUCAGCAUCACGACUCGCCGGCCUAGAUACAAAUCAGCGCCUUACAGUGUUAGCUGAAGACAGACCGUUAUUUGAUGAACCUAGUAGGCCAUCGGUAACAAGAGAUGGCCCGACCAAGAUGAUUUUUGAAGGACCUAAUAAAUUAAGCCCUAGGAUUGAUGGACCUUCUGCACCAGGUUUUCUUCGAUUGGAUGGGUCACCUGGACAAAUGGGGGCCGGUGGUCCUUUGAGAUUUGAAGGUCCUCCGGGACCAGAAGGGACACCUCUGAGGUUUGAAGGGCCAGUUGGUCAAGCAGGCAGAGGUGGUUUUCGGUUGGAAGGUUCCCCUGGUCUGAGGUUUGAGGGACCUCAUGGUCAGCCUGUGGGUGGACUUAGAUUUGAUAAUCCCGGAGGUCAGCCUAUACGUGGACAUAGAUUUGAGGGGGGUCGUGGUCCAUCAGGACCUGCAAUUAGGUUUGAUGGACCUCAUAGUCAGCCAGAAGGUGGGAUCAGAUUUGAGGGCCCUUUGCUACAGCACGGAGUUGGAAUGAGGUUUGAGGGCCCCCAUGGCCAGUCAGUCGCUGGCCUGAGGUUUGAAGGACAACAUAAUCAACUUGGUGGAAACCUUAGGUUUCAGGGUCCACAUGGUCAACCAGGGUUUGGGAUCAGGUUUGAGGGACCUUUAGUCCGACAAGGAGGUGGAAUGAGGUUUGACGGUCCUGUACCAGGAGGUGGACUGAGACUUGAAGGGCCUCUGGGUCAAGGUGGUCCAAGAUUGGAAGGUUGUCAUGCUUUCAGGUUUGAUGGGCAGCCAGGUCAGCCAUCACUCUUACCAAGAUUUGAUGGAUUACAUGGCCAACUAGGUCCUAGAUUUGAAAGAACUGGUCAGCCAGGCUCACAGAGAUUUGAUGGACCACCUGGACAGCAGGUUCAACCAAGAUUUGAUGGUGUUCCUCAAAGACUUGAUGGUCCACAACACCAGCAAGCAUCAAGGUUUGGUGUUCCCCUUGGUCUUCAAGGCACACGAUUUGACAAUCAUCCUUCACAAAGGCUUGAAUCCGUUUCGUUCCGUCAGACUGGUCCAUAUAGUGAGCCACCUGGCAAUGCUUUUAAUGCCCCAUCCAAAGGACUGCAAUUCCCAAGACACGAACAAAUAUUUGAUUCACCUCAAGGACCCAAUUUUAAUGGACUGCGUGGCCCUGGAAACCAGAGUUUCUCAAAUCCCCUUAGCAGAGCUUCUGGACACUCUUUUGAUGAAAAGAAUCUUCAAAGUCCUCAAUGUGGAAACUUUGGCAAUUUACCUGCUCAGAUAACAGCGGGAAACAUGCAGGUGUCUCAACAGGUUCUCACUGGUGUUGCUCAGCCAGUACCGUUUGGCCAGGGACAACAAUUUUUACCAGUUCAUCCAAAAAAUCCUGGAGCAUUUGUUCAGAAUCCUUCCGGAGCCCUUCCUAAGGCAUAUCCUGAUCAUCACCUCAGUCAGGCAGAUGCCAAUGAAUUAUUUUCAAAACUGCUAAGAACAGGAAUUCGCAAAUUGCCCCAGCCUGAUUCAGCUACAGCACAAGUAAAUGAAGUUGCUGCUCAGCCUCCCACUGAAGAGAAGGAAGGUCAAAAUGAAGAUCGAGAUGUUCCCGAUCUUACCAAUUUUACAAUGGAAGAGUUAAAACAACGUUAUGAUAGUGUUAUAAAUCAACUGCACACUGGUAUUCAGUGUUACUCUUGUGGAAUGAGGUUUACAACGUCACAGGCAGAUGUAUAUGCAGAUCACUUGGACUGGCAUUAUCGGCAAAAUAGAACUAAAAAAGACGUUAGCAGAAAAGUUACUCGUAGACGUUGGUACUACAGUUCAACAGACUGGAUAGAAUUUGAGGAAAUAGCUGAUUUGGAAGAACGGGCAAAGAGCCAGUUUCUUGAAAAGGCGCAUGAAGAAGUUGUGCUCAAAACUCAGCAAGCUGCUAAGGAAAAGCAGUCCCAAAGUGUACCGGCAGGGCCAGCUGGAGCAGUGGAGAGUUGUGAAAUCUGUCAAGACCAAUUUGAACAAUACUGGGAUGACGAAGAGGAGGAGUGGCAUUUAAAGAAUGCCAUCAGAGUGGAUGGAAAGAUUUGUCAUCCAUCAUGUUAUGAAGAUGAUCAAAAUACAUCUUCAUUUGACUGUACACCAUCUCCCAGCAAGAAACCAGUUGAAAACCCUCUGAAUAUUAUGUUGAACAUGGUCAGACAUGAAUUUCAGGAACCCUGUGAGAGUACCAAUGUUAAGGAAGAACAAAUUGAUACCCCACCAGCUUGUACAGAGGACAGCAUAGCAACAUCUCAGAAAAUUAAAACGGAAGAUGAUAUAGUUGAGUCAGUUUAAAUAAAAUGAGAAAAGUAUGUUUUUCUUUUUUAAAAAAGCUGCUGUUUGGAUCUAGGUGAAGAUUUUUUUUUUUAUGUAUAUAUAGAACUAUCUGUAUAAAUUGCCUAACUGAGGCAGGGCCUUCAGCUAUCAUUUGGUUUAUAAAUACAUUUUAGUAUUUGCAUAGCCUACUGCCUGCACAGUUUCCGGUGCUUGUUGUGUGAAAGUUAUACAGAUGUGUGCAAAUUUAACAAAACAAAAUUGUUAUGUGUAAAAAUGUACGAUUUUCACUUGUGAAACUGUAAAUUGUAAAUAAAAAAAUAUUUUUGCUACCCAUGGAGUGUAAUAUUUAUGGACACCAUCAAAUAAAGACAGUGUUUCUGUACUUUUUAUUGGGUGAAAAUGGAAUUAAACAGCAACCUCAAGAAAAAUUUUUUUUCUGGUAGUUCUGAUGAUUAAAGCAAAGUCUAAGUUUUAUCCUUCAUAGGGGGGUUGUGAGAGAGCGCGGCAGGCCUUUUCUCAAAUAGGAAAGCCAGAUUUGAAAAAUUUUUAGAAACAAUAGGACAAUUAUGCAUAUAUAUAUAUAUACAUAUAUAUA
Myotis daubentonii (Daubenton's bat) is the source of this 3985-nucleotide messenger RNA. Its product is annotated as pre-mRNA cleavage complex 2 protein Pcf11-like. The transcript has 3 exons. The coding region runs from base 1 to 3408 and encodes 1135 amino acids. Lineage: Eukaryota; Metazoa; Chordata; Mammalia; Chiroptera; Vespertilionidae. The record is from RefSeq and is a predicted model, not a curated record.